CAGCGGCAACUGCUCAUGGAAUAAAAGUAACAAAUUAUCACUUGACGUUAUUAGCGUACCAGGCGGAGAGUGUGUGUGACAGUGUGGGGGUAGCAACGUGGGAGAGGAGCCCCGGGAGCGUGGGAGAGGAGCUCAGGGAGCGUGGGAGAGGCGGCCAGUGGUGGGAGAGUUAGAGCCUCUCCUGCAUGGUGGUGUGUGUUGUGUGGGGUUAAUAAUGGUGGCUGUGGGCAGGCAGGAGCGCCCCUAACACACCAACCCUGGGCCUGGUGGCCCUGCUGGAGACGCAGACAUGUCGAGCAGAUUAGACCGAUUGUUCUUGCUGUUGGAAAAUGGAGGAUCAGGAGUCACCCGGCAGGCGGCAGCUCAGCAGCUGGGUGAAGUCGUGCGUCUUCAUCCAUAUGAACUCAAUUCCCUCCUUAAUCGUGUUCAUACAUACCUUAGUUCAAAGUCAUGGGAUGUCAGGAUUGCUGCUGGGCUUGCAGUUGAGGCUAUUGUCAGGAAUGUGCCACAGUGGAACCCUCAGCCAUUGCAGGGUGAACGGGAGUUCCAAGAGGAAGAUUACACUAAACCAAGACUAUCGCUUGGCGCAUUCAACCUUGCACACGUACUUCAAAAGGGCUCGUACCUCAUGGCUGCAGAUGAAAAACUAUUUGAGGCGGAGGAUGAAAAUAUGCCUCUUAAUCCUGCAGAUAGACUUGCCUGCCAGCGUCGGCUAGUGAACCAGCGGCUUGGGUUGGACAUUGCUGAGGCAAUGGGAAUAAACACUGAGAGUAUAUUUACAAAUGAAGACCUGGCUGAGUCUCAGGUUGAAGAAAUGACUCCUGUCAAUGGCCAGGGAAAGGAUUCUGUUAUGAGCAUUGUUAAAAGGGAAAUGAAAUCUGCUGGACUGGUUUUAAGUUCAAGAGAGCUGAAUCGUGCUAGAAGAAAAGCGAAGUUAUUGGCUAAACAAAAAUCUGUGGAUGUAUCUGAAUGUACAACUGAUGAAGGCCCUGAGAAGAAGCGUGUCCGUAUGGCAAGUGUGGUGAGCAUGGAACAAGCCGGUAGUGAUGAUGAUGAACGAAUGGUUGUGGAUGAAGGGCCAGUUGGUCUCAACAUUUGUGAUGAGGGUUGCGAGUGGCCCUUAGAGAAUUUGUGUGAUACCCUUGCCACAGAUUUGUUUUGUCUUGCAUGGGAGACCCGUCAUGGAGCUGCCACAGCACUCAGACAGAUUAUCAGAGUUCAUGGUGAAGGUGGUGGGAAGACAACGUGCCAAACAAAAGAACAGAUGGAACAGAGCCAUCAGGCCUGGCUAGAGGACAUGGCUGUGAGGCUCAUGUGUGUGUUAGCUCUAGAUCGUUUUGGUGACUUUGUAUCGGACCAAGUUGUGGCACCUGUCAGAGAAACAUGUGCGCAAGCGUUAGGAAGUAUACUGGUGUUGCUGAAAGAAGAUGGUGUUUACAGUGCUCUGGCCCUGCUGGAGACCAUGUUGUCAUGGAGGGAGUGGGAAGCUCGGCACGGAGGAUUGCUGGGUCUCAAGUACCUCUUGGCUGUUCGAGACGACUUGAGAGCGAGACUCUUCACUCAUACUUACCCUCACAUCUAUAGAGGUUUACUGGACGAGAUGGACGAUGUGGUAGCUGUGGCUGCAUCGUGCCUUGUACCAGUGGCAGACAGUGUGGUUGAAUUGCUGGAUAAGCAGUUGGUGAUGAAGCUGGUGGCCACACUUUGGGAUGCCUUGUUAGAUAUUGAUGACCUGACAUCAUCAACUAAUUCUAUAUUAAUGCUCCUUGCCAAGCUGCUGGGACAUCUGGGUAACAGUGACAGCGUAACGAGCAACCUUAGUGAACUGGUACCCCGUUUGUGGCCAUUUUUGUACCACAGUAGUAGCUCUGUCAGAGGCUCGGCUUUGAAGACCCUGGAUACACUUACAGCAUUUAAUAGUCUACAAAAUGUCUCAACUAAUACAGUGCCUUCACUUAAUGUAAAUAACAAAAUGUCUGGAAAUGAGGUAUUGCAAAAGGACAAAUCUGAGCAAUCUGAACAAAUAUUGAAUACAAAUAUUGAUAUUAAAAUCGAAGAUAACUCUGAAAUGUUGGGGGAAACUGAAUCAUUAAACUCUAAAGUAGAAGUAGAAAAUAUACAACAGAAAGUUAAAAUAGAAAAAGAAAAUAUAUCGAAUGCAAAUGAAGAUGAUAACAUGAAAUUAGAUACAGGGAAGUGUGUUAAGUUAGGAUCCACCAAAAAUGGAGACAUUGGCAUCUUAUCACCAGUUACUAAAGUGAGGGAAGAUAGUCAGACACAAUCAACGAUCACAAAAAAAGAAUUGAAGAUGGAAACAAAAUCUGUGAACAAUUUGCAAAGUACUCUCACAGUAAAAGAAGAAAUAUCCAUAAAAUCAGAAGAAAUAUCCAUAAAAUCAGAAGAAAUUGAUUUAGAAAAUCCUUUGGAAAGUAAAUGUUUGAGCGAAACGGUGAGCGAGUCGACACCGUCAACCGAGGCCGGAGCCAAGACAACUGGUGAAACAUCUUGCUUCUGGCUGAACUCCAUCAUCCAGCCAGCGUUGUCACAUGUAUAUCAGAGAGCUCUGUUGGAAAAAUCGGCUGAUAACCUUAACAUGGUAUUCAAGAUUUGGCAGCAGAUGGUAGGGAGUGUGCCUCUUGAAGCUCUCCUGCCAGCAGUGUGCCCCAUGGUCUCCAGCUGGCUGUUUCUCACCAUGACCAACUGUAAAGUGCCACUAGAUGCAUCACUGCUGCUGCUUGCUCAUCAUCAUAAGUCAGGUGAGGGACGGAGAUUGCGUGGUACUGCUCAAAGUGAUCCAGCGGAUAGACCAGAGAUAAAGUUUUACUUGGGGGGCUGCGACCAGUCGAGUGAUGCAUUGGAGAAACAAGAAGUCACAGUCAGGGCUGUGUGUGCUGCAACAAAACUUCUUGGUUGUCUUUCCCAGUAUGUGAUUAAGCCCAUGCCUGGUGUUGAGUAUCCACCCGAGGAAACACCAGAUCUGUGCUACGUUCGCCUUCUUAUUGCCCAUCUCAGUUCGCGAUCGGCUGUACAACGUCUUGGGGCUGGGGCAGUAGUGCGAGAAUGGGCAUCAAUAUGUCCCGAGCAAGAAUGUCAUCCCCAGCUACAAAGUGUGCUGCAUACUUGCCUUACGGAAGUGGUGUACUAUGAUGAAAUUGCUUUGUCUUUUACAAGAUUACAACAAGAAACGCGCGAUUUCAUGGCAAUGCUGAGACACUACAAGUUACCCCUGGACGAGUCCUUUGCCUCGGCUCCUGUCCUUACACUGGAGCAGAUUCAGAAUCUGAGUGGACACGUAGCACUCACUCUGUUCUCUGGAGGCCGCCUCAGACCUAAGGUCCACAGCACGCUGGAGGAGAGACGCAAAGCCAUCCAGAGCAGUGUCUCCCAAACCUCCACUGACCAAAUUACUUUGGCUACGACGACUCAGGCAAUAAUCUCCGGUGCAGUUGUACGAUUUAAAAUUCUUCCGCCUAAGCUCAACCCUGUUAUCAAGCCACUAAUGGAUAGUAUUAAGAAAGAAAAAAAUCAACAGCUACAGACUUUGGCCGCCGAGGACCUUAGCAAGCUUUUAGAGCUGUGUGUUGAUCGGUCAACAAGUCCAAAUGGUAAAGUGAUUAAAAAUCUCGCAUCUUUCCUCUGCGUCGAUCAAGAGUACACUCCUAAGAUCAAGCAACAGGAAAGUGAUAAAUCUGGAACCAGUAGCACAGCUGGCAGCAAAAAGGGUGUACUCAGCUUGUCUUCACAAUUAAAGAAUGCUGAGCGCCAGCUGUUGCGUCGUAGUGCUUCAGUGAGUGGUCGGGGACCUGGCAGACCUCCAGGUCGUCCUCCAGCCAAUGCAAAGCGUGAGGAUCCUGCUGAGGUUACUGAAGCAAUAAUAGAAAACGAGAAUCAACAGUUGGCUGCGAUUCAGAGACGGGGGUGUACAGUCGCCCUUCAAUGUAUUACUAACUAUUUUGGGAAAGAUUUGCCACAGAAGAUACCUCAGUUGUGGGACCUGAUAUGCAAUCCUUUCAAGAGUGGUGUUGACUGUGACCCAGCACUAGAGAUGGCUCAGGAGGCUGUCAACUGGCUGCAGCUCUUGGAGGUGGUUGUGCCAGCUCUCCAUUCCCAUCUGGUCUCUCAGCUUGAGAGCAAGCUUCCCUUGCUUGAGCACUGGCUAUACCACCCAUUCUGUGCUGUUCGGCACAUGGCCAGCAGAGUGAUGGGAGCUCUGGCUUGUGUCCUUACUGUGCCCACCAUGUCCCAUGUGGUGGAGAAAGUUGUACCUUGCCUCGGAGCCAUUGAUGAUGACAGCAAGAGACAAGGAGCAGUGGAGUGCAUUUUUGCUGUUAUUGAUUGCCUGGGGUUUAAUGUUGUGCCUUACAUAGUUCUUCUUAUUGUGCCUUUAUUAGGUCGUAUGAGUGAUCAAGACUGCAGUGUUCGUCUCAUGGCGACACACUGCUUUGCGACACUGAUCCGACUGCUGCCGCUGGAAGGUGGUGUUCCUGACCCUCCUAGUCUGAGUGAAGAGUUGUUGCAACAGAAGAUCAGAGAGAGAGAGUUUCUGGAGAAGCUUCUUGAUCCCACAAAGAUUGAAAAUUAUAAAGUUCCUGUGCCAAUUUAUGCCGAAUUAAGAGCAUAUCAGCAGAAUGGCGUUAACUGGUUGGCAUUUUUGAAUCGGUACAAGCUCCAUGGAAUACUUUGUGAUGACAUGGGUCUUGGGAAAACUCUUCAGUCUAUAUGUAUCCUUGCUGGAGACCAUUACACUAAAGAGGAAGAGCGUCAAAAGUCUGGAUGUAAAGGCACCACCUUCCAGUCACUUGUGGUAUGUCCACCUACCCUAACAGGCCACUGGGUGUACGAGGUUCAGAAAUUUGUGCAUCGCAAAUAUUUAAACCCUCUUCACUACACUGGUCCUCCUAAUGAUAGAUACAGACUGCGAUUCUUGUUUCCCCGUCAUAAUUUGAUCGUGGCUUCUUACGACAUUGUCCGCAAUGAUAUAGACUUCUUUUCAAAAAUUAAGUGGAAUUAUGUCAUAUUGGAUGAAGGACACAUUAUCAAGAAUGGGAAAACAAAGUCCAGUAAAGCCAUCAAGCAACUUGUAGCUCACCACCGUUUGAUUCUCUCUGGUACUCCUAUUCAAAAUAAUGUUUUAGAGCUGUGGUCGCUCUUUGACUUCCUCAUGCCGGGUUUUUUGGGCACCGAGCGUCAGUUCAUGGCACGUUACUCCAAGCCAAUCCUGCAGUCUCGAGAUACCAAGAGUUCCAGCAAAGAGCAGGAAGCUGGUGUUUUGGCCAUGGAAGCCUUGCAUCGUCAAGCACUUCCUUUUCUUCUCCGGCGAAUGAAGGAGGACGUGUUGAAGGAUCUACCUCCCAAGAUUACACAGGACUAUUAUUGUGAAUUAAGUCCACUGCAAGAAGAGCUGUACGAAGACUUUGCCCGUACCCAAGCCAGUCAAAACAUUAGUGAAUCACUACGAAGUUCAGAAAAUGGACAGGAUGAGCAAGCACCAAAGAAACACGGUCAUAUAUUCCAGGCAUUGCAGUACCUUCGGAAAGUGUGCAACCACCCAAAACUGGUACUCAAGCCCCGGCAUCCCGAGUAUAGUCGUAUCUCUGCCAAGCUCAAGAAUUGUAAUUCAACACUGUCUGAUAUAUCCCACUCAGCUAAACUGCCAGCACUUAAACAGCUGCUGGUGGAUUGUGGUAUUGGUGUGGGCGGGGGGCUGGCAGCAGAGGCAGUGGUUUCCCAGCACCGAGCUCUCAUCUUCUGCCAGCUGAAGGCUAUGUUGGACAUUAUUGAAAAUGAUUUGCUCAAGGCACAUCUUCCAACUGUGACGUAUUUAAGACUGGAUGGCUCAGUGCCAGCUGGAUCAAGACAUGCACUUGUCCAGAGGUUCAACAGUGAUCCGUCUAUCGACCUGCUGCUCCUUACCACGCAAGUUGGUGGUUUGGGGCUCAACCUCAUUGGAGCUGACACAGUAAUCUUUGUGGAGCAUGACUGGAAUCCAAUGAGAGACCUGCAAGCUAUGGACCGGGCUCACCGCAUUGGUCAGAAGCGUGUGGUCAACGUGUACAGACUGAUCACAAGAGGAACCCUGGAAGAGAAAAUUAUGGGGCUACAAAAGUUUAAGGUGAUGACUGCAAACACAGUUAUUAGCCAAGAGAAUUCCAGUCUACUUAGCAUGGGAACAGAUCAGCUUCUGGAUCUCUUCACCUUGGACUAUGGUAAAGUUGAUGGUAGUCAAGACUCUGUGAACGCCAGUGGUCGAAGCAGCACAUCGUCUCAGGCUCUUGGUGUGGGCACGACAGGAGCCAAAGCUGCCCUGGAGAAUUUGCCUGAACUCUGGGAUCAAGAUCAAUAUGAGAAUGAGUACGAUCUUGACUCCUUUAUUGUGUCUCUUAAAAAAUAAUUUGGAAAUCUCAUUUGUAAGUUAUACAUUAUGCAUAAUAAUUAAACCAAUGAGUAUUUUAUUGGCAAGAAUAAUACAAAGCUCCCAGCCUUAUUACACACUAAUUUAGUUGUAAAUAAUGAUUUGAAGCACCAUAUUUGAUAUGUACAAAUUCUCAUCAUAAAAGGUCUCGUAAAGUGACAUCAACUCAUCUGGCAAGCUUUUGAAUUUUAACAAGCCUAUAUUUAACUUUUCCAGAAAUUUUAUACAAGAUGAGGAAGUGUUCGUAUUAAAAAGUAUAUUUUCAUCGUUUAUAAUAGUGAAUACUGUAAUGUUUUUUUUAUAUAACAAAGGUUAACCAUCAUUGACGAAAUAUUGAACAUAAAUGACAAACUUUAUAUAUAUGCCACGUUUAAAGAAGGCAAUAUUGAACUUUUUGUCCAUUUCUGAAUAUUUCCAAAAACUUCAGGUACAUAGUUACAUAUGCAAGCACUUAUUCCUCUGUGAUGUGUAAAUGUGGGCCGUGUAAGUGUUGCCGCUAGCACACUUCACCGCCGGAUGAGUACCGAGGUUUUGUGCGAGUGUGUCACUUUAUGUUGCGUUCUGGAAAUUUAUCCCCAAAGGGCUUAUGGCUUAUGCAUUUACAGUUAUUGUAUUAUAUAUUGCCAAGAUAUUACUGUAAUUAAUGUGGGAGAAUAGUUGAACAAAUGUAAAUGUAUUUAACGGUUCAUAUUUUGGUCUAUUGUGAGAAGUUAAUGUCUAAGAAUUUUUUUCUUGUUUUACAUAUUUCAAAUGAACAAAUAUUUGCUCAUUUCUUAUUUGAGUAAUUACUAGGGAAUAAUUUACAUGAUUAUUUAUAACCUUAAUUAUUUUUAGUUUUAAGAUUCUGAUAUUUUCACAAAUUAGUUUAAAAGUAUUUUAAGAAAUUUAAUUUCUAACGUGAUUAUAAAUGUAGCCCAUUGUUAGAAGGUACAGUACGGUGGACUUUUAUAUAAUGCAUCAGUUACAUUCCUGAGAAAUGGCAUAUUAUAAAUUAAUGUGGUGUUUGCACUGAAUAACUAGCAGCAGCAUCAUUGACCAGACUGUGAGCUGGGAGGCCUGGUCAAGGGCAGACUGUGGGACCGCUGGGGCUCUGGGAGCAGCGCAAGGUAACCACGUUACUACAUGCGACACACUUGUACACUGCAUUAUAGGCAUACUCUGAUUUAAAAUAGUGUGUAUAUUGUAUGUUUUUUUGAGUGUGUUGGCAAGGGUGAGUGUAGGUGUAAUUACCUAAGUGCAGUUACAGGAUGAGAGCUGUGCUCAUGGUGUCCUGUCUACGACUCUCUGAAACUGCUGAUUAUUUUAGCAUCUACCAUCUUCUCACUUAAAUGUAAAUAUGGUUAUAAUACCGGUACUGUACAGUACAUCUAUAGGGAUGUAAUGGCGUCAAACUACACCCCUGACGGAAUUCUGCUAUUAUUUUUGAAUUGCUUGGUAUGCAAUAAGGUUAUUGUGUACUAGCUGCCAUGUGAUUAUCAUCAAAUCACAAUUGAAUAUUUCACAGUGGUGUUUAGCUCUAUUUCUGAACAACAUUCCCAGGCAGACUAGCAGCAGUGAAGUGGAUUGUAAGACAAUACCUUUGAGAUGUACCAGGAAUACAUUCACGUGCAGUGUAGGGGGUACAGUACUCAAUCCCUAUGUUUGUCAAUUAUGAAUAAAUAGAUAGUUAUUCCGUAUUUGUGUAAACACGAGUAAGAAAAGAGUGAACAUAUAUACUAUCUAACUUGCACAUCACAGCUUUCUCCCUUGUAUGAUGAGUCGGCAAAAUUGUAUCUCCAAGAGUCCAUGGACCCUAUAACACCCUCUCGCUCUUCUUCCAAUGUUUCCCAAACCAGGAAAGAUGUAAAUUUGUGGGAUUUUUAUUUUUUCCUCAUUUUGUGUAUGCAGAUGUAAUAAUUACAGUAUAUGCAACUAUUUUGUUUAAGAUAAGGUGAUAUUUUUGAUGAUAGCCACAGUUAGAGGACUAAAUGCAAUUUUGAAGUUUGUAAGUGUAGCAUAAGCUCCUCACAGUGCCUUUGAGUGUUCCUCUGGUGUCAGUUUACUAUCCAGAACCAUCUCUAGACCUCUUUAUCAAAGUUCUUUAAUAUCUUUUCACAUUGCUUGUAGGAUAUUUGUGGCCUAUUUUCCUCUAUUUCACAUUUCAUUGUGGCAUUUGUCUACAAUAAAUUAUAUCUGCUGUGUGUUGCUCCAUUUAUUUUGUGUAGGUCAUUAUGAAGGGCCUGGCAGUCAUCCAAGUUUGUGGAUGUAACCUCACAUCACUAUCAUUGUUUUAAAUAUUUUGACUUGCCUACUCCUCAGCUGGUGAGCAGUGACAAGCAGUGGACAUGUUUUAAGUUUCUUGUGUUCCACCUCCACUGUCUUUCUUCAUAAACUGGUAUAUGUGGUAGAGUUCUUUUUCUUAAAAAAAAAAAGAGGAGGGGAACUAACGAUAAGUGACAUACAAAACAUAUACCACAGAUAAACAUUGUCUGCCUGUCUCAUGUCAUUUGUAUGGGACUGCAUUCUGCCACAGUUAAGGAGAUUAAUGUGCCAUGCCAUUCUAAAUUUUCUAAGCAUUGCUCUACACUUUAGGGCACCAGCUCAGUUUGCUUUCUCUUCCUAUGAAUAACAGUUGGGAGGUGGAGAGUGUGAGUGUGUGUGUGCGCUUGUGGGUUGGAGAGAUUUUGUUUAUAAAAGAAAAUGAGAAGAGAGACACAGUUAGACAAUUUCUGACACACUUGAGUCACUGAACCAAAGGACUAAGGAGGGAACCUAGCUCCUAGUGGCUGGGCUUGAGUGAACACAUGAGCAUGCUGUGAGUCAGUGUGCUAAAUUAUAUGCCAUGUUAAAAAUUUGCUGCAUAAAUAUGCAUUAUAUAAGGGUCCACUGUAAGAGAACUUGGGUUCUCACCCAGAUAUUAGGGUUGUAACCAGUAAUUUAGAAGAAAAAAGAAACUGGGAAAGUGGGUUGUGAGGUUGGUUUGAGGUCACUCCCCAUUCCUCCCAUACAUUGAAAGAUGUAAGUGUUGUUCCUAAUACCGCUACAGUACCAAGAAGAGUCAUUUCCUGCACUUGACCUUGUCCAGGUAUAUAUGAUGAGCCGCCUAAAAUAACAUUCUUGUUAUUAGAUCUUACAAAAUGUAAUGUCCAAGCUUUGAUGAACGAAUUGUUGAUGCAAGAAGCUUGGUGUUAGUGAUGGUGUGGUUGUGUGCGGGAGGACUGUAAUAUGGACCACAUUAUUUAUGUCACUUUUUCCCACUUGCUUAACAGUGUAAAGCUAGUCGUCCCCAUUUAGUACUUAAACUGUUGCUCAUAUUCAAGCAAGUAACUCACAAAGUUUGAUUUAAAUUUCAUGGUACAGGUAAUAUUUUUUCUGUUAUUCCUAGCUUUGGUAUACUUUUGUUUUUCUCAUUUUCCAAUGAAUGUAAUUUUAAUAUUUAUCUGCUGUAAUUAUCAAAUGUUAACUUGUAAGCCAUUUAUGAAAAGAGAAUAAUAUAUAUGAUACCAAGAAUGUAUCAUGAUGACUCUUAAAUUCUGUAACAUUAUGAUGUCAGUCUUUCUUAUUCUAAGUAUUAUAUAUACAGUAUAUGGCUAUAUGUGUAUAUUGGUAUUUGCACAUAUAUUGCAGGCAUAAAGAAGCAUGGUACAGGUAUUGUUUAUGCAGUUAAUGUAAACAUCAUUGUUUGCUCUCCAGGUUUGUUAGCUAGCUUUCUCGAGUGAUUGCGUUCAAAAUGGACGUAAACUUAUGACUGUUUUAACUAGUGGUUUUUUCCAUUUCAGUGACAUUUAUUACUUAUAAGUAUUAAAGAUUUUGUUAAAUUCCU
Procambarus clarkii (red swamp crayfish) is the source of this 10214-nucleotide messenger RNA. It is a transcript of the gene Hel89B, whose product is annotated as histone acetyltransferase 1. The record is from RefSeq and is a predicted model, not a curated record. Gene Ontology annotation, molecular function: ATP-dependent chromatin remodeler activity; TBP-class protein binding; DNA binding. NCBI's taxonomy places the organism in Eukaryota, Metazoa, Arthropoda, Malacostraca, Decapoda, Cambaridae.